This is a messenger RNA of Schistosoma rodhaini, 3522 nucleotides long. Lineage: Eukaryota; Metazoa; Platyhelminthes; Trematoda; Strigeidida; Schistosomatidae. The record is from the annotation of a GenBank genome assembly.
AUUCUGAUUUUCGCAAAUUAUCGAGUCUUUUUCGUUGUAGUACUCUGUUUAUGGGUACAUUAUAUAUGUUAUCCCUUAAUUUAUAGCAGUGGUUUGUCUGUCUCACGUCUACCAUCAAAAAUACCCAGUGAGGGAGGACCACUGUAAUUUUGUAGGAAGUGAUGACUAUUCAGUUUAAUAAACUUUAUGAUAAAUGAUCGAUACAUAAUUGCAUAAACCUGGAUGCAAUCUAAUUUUUCUUCGGUCUUCAUCAUUACACCUUGCUUGUGAAACGUUUCUGUUCCCCAAUCAAUUAAGGGACUGUCAUUGAAAUGUUAUAUGUAUUAGUCGUGCAAUCUACCCAAUUCGUAUAGAUCCUGUCGUGUAUUAAAAAAAACUUCCAACGGUUCACAAUCAGAAAAUACCAAAUCUAAUCUCAAUUCACAACAGCACUUCACUAUUUUUUGGACAGGACGUGGGUGUCUGUGUGGAAUGUAUGGGUUACGGUCUAAUGAACACUGCAUACAAUUUCAUAAAUAUAUUAACAUCUAGGCUGGUGAAAACGCUGCACAUUGGUUAAAGGGUCUCAUAAUUUUUGGUAGUUACUGUGUGACUCCAGAUCAGUGUUUGAAAAGCAGGUAAAUAAACACUAUUCAUUGUGGUUGCUUGUGUCUUGAUGAACAAUGUGGGUUUGUAUUUAUUUGACUGUUCUUAGCUUUCUUCCACUCUGUGAUGACCAGUAGGGAGUGUCCAAGGAUUAGUUCGUGACUUCAAAACGUUAAAACGUAUCCAAAUAAAGUAAUAUCAUAUAAAAAGGACUUAAUUGUAUCGUUUCUGUACUGCAUCGUGUGAAAUAUGUAAUGCAAGUGAUGCUUCAGUCUCUGUUUCCUGUUUUGACGUUAAGAAUUUUUUUAUUUCAAAAAAAAUUAGGUCCGGUUAUUAAAUGAAAUAUUUCUGAAUGUCAAUUAGCAACAAGGACGUGAUCGCAUUAUCAAAGUAAGUCUUGAAUUUGUGUAAACCAAUAGCUUGGACUUUUAGAUUUGGAUGCCGCUUCUGGUCAAAUAAAAUCACGUUUUUAGAGUACCAUAUAUAUUUUCCGUAAUAAAACAAAAUUACAAUGUCGACAAAAAGAUUCAGCAUAGAUGUCUGAAUAGUAAAUUGACUAGAGGUUUCAUUUCUAUUUACAGUACGUCUCCUUAACAUCCUUAAAUGGAAGAGUCUGUUUUACAAGCAUAAAGCAGAAUUAAUGGAAUUGAAAGGUACACUUGUUGUCUCUUACUGACGGACAUCGAACGUUAUUUUUUCUUUAUCCUUCACUAAUUUGUGAUUAUUUUCCUACUUGUUUAUCUUCCAUUUGUAAUAAAUGUCCUUCUGCUUUGUCCUCAUAUUUCUUUGUUUCUGUCUGUUUUCCCUUUGUAUGACGUACAGUUUAGUAUAUGCGGUUUUGCCUGAGAUUUGUUUGAUUCACCCAAAGGUUUAGUCAUCGACAAGGAAUUAAUAAUGUUGUAACCAUAGUCCUUAGUACAUUAUAAAGUGAAACCCAACUAUAUGAAUUAAAAGUUAUUCGGAAUGUUUUAGUAUUCAUUUGUGUGCCACUUAACACCAAAUAAUUUUUUCGAAACACUAUAUUACACCAAGCUACUUAACCCAUUGUUAAAGUUACCAAUUUCUCUUCAGUGAUUCUCUUUUAUUAUCUACAUGAAUAUUAAUACAAACUCUAAGGCAUCAUUCUUCCCUCGGAAAACUUUAUCCUUCUUCUCCAUGCAAUUAACAGAUUUCCUGUCGGACUCAUCUUUUCAAAUGCCAUCGCAUUACUUCAUGUAGUACAUUUUUUGUUGUCCCUACUAGAGCAAACCCUUAUUUCCGGAAGAUCAGAAUAACAUAAAUUGACAACAACGUUUAAAAUAUUGUUUCUUUCCCUUGUCUUGAUAGCUUUCUUCAUCCCGAUCGGAUUUCUCGUCAAACACUACAAGGUAUUAGUAGCGCAGCGCAACAACAAUUCGCUAAAUCAGAUCGAUAUAAACUAUGCCGUGUUUUAAUGUUUCUCCUUCAAAAUGACUUCUUUCAUGAUGCAAUAAUACAUUUUGCAGCUGUUUAUUUAUUAUGGGAUUUGUGGAAAUCAGAUAACUCUUCCAUCAAUAAUAAUCCAUUCACAGAAUUUUUAGUUUCGUUUAUGCAGGAUGAAGUGCAUUGCAAGUUGCCGCGAUCUGCAAUUUCAAUGUUUCAUACAAUUCUUCGACAACCCGAUCAAAUUCAUGAUUUUCUGAAAUAUACCCCAGCACAGAUAUUUGAUUUACCGUAUUCGACUGACCUUAGACUUGACUGGGAUCUGGUUCCAGUAGCCAAUUCACUGAAAUCAUCCGGUCGUGUUCCGAAGUUCGCUGACUCUGGAAUGGUUUGUGUUGUUGCUGAUGAAGAUAUUCCACGUUCUUUCGAGCCAUCAUUUCACUUACAUAACACAGAUGAUUGCAAUGGUACAUCCGAAUUACAACGUCAAUGUUUAGAUUCUAUUUUGUUACGUAGUGAACUGUUAAUAGGUCGCAAUAAUGUCUUCCCAGAGUUUCUUCGUAUUGCUCCACCUUUGUUACCGUGCCCCCAAGGAAUUGAUGAGAUUUUAUACAAUUUAGAUGAGGGAAAUGAAUCUAUCAGUCGUACAGUUUCCAACUUAAGUCCUUCAGAGAAAAAAUCUAUCAAGAAGUCUAAACCCACUUACGGCUGGUCAGAAGAACUUAUUUGGCUUAAUCCAGACAUUGUGGAGCAUGAUUUUCAUUGGAAUAACAAUAUGGAACUUGUUGAUAUAACAGUUGAGCUUCGUCAUUUGGUUUCUGCAGCCAUGACAUCCACUUUAACCCAGUCUCAGCAACAAACUGUUGUCCAGGCAAUUAAAGAUAAUCCAGAUGUUAUCUAUAAUGUUGGUAUCACUCCAGAGAUUGUACCGAAUUUCGUUAACCGUAACCCAGUUAUUGCUAUUGAAGUUUUACAAUUGUUGAUUACAUCACCGAAACGAGAUGAAUACUUAAAUGCUCUACUAAAAAUGGAAGUUACUGUACAGUCAAUUGAAGUAGUAAAUCGAUUAUCUACAAAAAUUGCAUUACCUACAGAAUUUAUACAAGAUUAUAUAUCAAAUUGUUUAGCAUUUUGUUAUUCAGUAAAUGAUAAAUUUUAUCAGAUGAGACAUGUUCGUUUGGUAUGUGUAUUACUUCAAUCACUGAUCAGGAAUAACAUAUUGGAUAUUCAUAAUCAGGAUAUUUUAAUCGAAGUGAGGACUUUCUGUUUAGAAUUCACUAAAGCUCGAGAAGCGACCACUCUUCAUAGACUUAUUUUGAAUAUGGAGAACACUAAUACAGCCUCAUCGGCUACAACGUUCAGUAACAACAUCGGCACUUCCACGACUACGACUAGUAGUCCUACUUGUUCAUCAACCAGUACACCACAACCAGAAAUUUCUAAUGAAAAUAAAGAAACUUCCUAAUAACUGGGUUGCUAUUGUACAUUACAGAUGAAUUGUAUAGAUAAUAAAUAAAGACACAAAUGUCUAAUUUU